AUGUCGUUCCCGGGUACGUUCAGCUCGCAGCUCACGGCCGUCAUGGAGGCUCUGCUGCAGGCGGUGGUGGCCCAGGUCACGGCGCUGGUGGAGGAUGGAGCCCUGGAGCUGAGGCUGGAGCUCCGGGACAGAGACCGAGAGAUCCUGGAGAGACAGCGGGACCUGGAGCUCAGGGACCGGGAGAUCCUGCAGCUGCGAGCCGCCGUGGAGGAGCUCCGAGCCCGGGGGGAGGAGGCGGUGAUGCCCGCGGAGGAGACUGCAGAGGAGGGUCAGAGCUGUGGUCAGGUGUGGACUAAAGAAGAUCCAGAGCCCGUGGUGAAGUGCGAACCGAUAGAAGAGACGACAGACCAGUCCGUAUGGCCUCCGUCUCCAUUACCGUCUUCUACCACUGCCCAUACUACUGCUACUGCUCAUGCUAAUGCUAAUGCUAAUGCUAAUGCUACUGCUACUGCUACGACAGAGUACAACGACGAGAGCAGCAGCGACUCAACCCACAGAAGUCACCUUUCGGAGCAUCUAGAACCAGCAGAUUUGACUUUAGACUCUCUUCUGAACAUAAAUCAUCAGUUUUACUACCAACACCACGCCGGCUUUUCUCUCCUGCCAAAUCUAUCGCACGUACAAGACGGAGCCUACAACUUCAGCGCCGCGAGAAGGUCGUUGAGCGCUAGCUACGGCGGGUUCCGGUGCGACCAGUGCGGGAAGACGUUCACGGUGAAAUGGCGGCUGAUCAGUCACCAGAGCGUCCACACCGGGGCCAAGCCGUUCAGCUGCAGCAAGUGCGGGACGCGGUUCUCCCGGCGCGACAGCUGCGUCCGGCACGAGAAGAAAGCCUGUUGUAAGGACAGUCUGCUGCGGAGUCUCCAGAACCAGAACCAGAACCAGAACCAGCACCAGAACCAGAGACUGAUCCGACAGUGCAGCGAGUGA
Messenger RNA from Knipowitschia caucasica, 930 nucleotides. NCBI's taxonomy places the organism in Eukaryota, Metazoa, Chordata, Actinopteri, Gobiiformes, Gobiidae. The record is from the annotation of a GenBank genome assembly.